Messenger RNA from Fragaria vesca subsp. vesca, 575 nucleotides. Its product is annotated as defensin D2-like. The transcript is spliced from 2 exons. The coding region runs from base 27 to 251 and encodes 74 amino acids. NCBI's taxonomy places the organism in Eukaryota, Viridiplantae, Streptophyta, Magnoliopsida, Rosales, Rosaceae. The record is from RefSeq and is a predicted model, not a curated record.
GAAACCAUAUACCUAGCCUAUUCAAGAUGGAGAGGAAGUACUUCGGGUUUGCUUUGUUCUUCAUCAUCCUCUUAACUUCUCAAGAGAUGGUGAUUCAGAGUGAAGCAAGAGUCUGCGAAGUGCCAAGCAAGACCUUCAAGGGGAUGUGCUUCAGAGACACCCACUGCAUUGUGAGAUGCCACAGUGAGGGUUACGGUUACGGCAAAUGCUCUCAUGUCCUGCGACGGUGCAAAUGCUUGAAGGCUUGCUAGAAACCCUAGCUAUAUAGCCUAAAUAACGUAUACUCAAUAUGCAGCUUUGUACUAGCUAGCUAGAUAGCGAAUCUGUCUUGUUCAUUAUCCAUGAAAGAAGAUUGAUGUAUGUGAUCGAGCUACUAGCACUCUGUAACUCUGUUUGAUAUUAAGAAGUUAUAGACUAGAACGUCUUUUCUUUUCCCUAAACCCUAAUCACAAGACGUCGCUCAUUUUAUUUUUAUUUUUUAUUUCUGUGCUAGCUAUUGGCCGCUUUAUUUGUAUAUCAAUGUGUAUCAGAUUAAUUUAGUAUCUGGAGGUAAACUAGUAAAAUUAGUAUGAUCA